GCGGAACGACAUGAAACAAGGAAAAAGAAACGAAUCGCAUCGCAUCGCUGUUGAUGUUGAUGUGACAUCGAACAGAAAGGCACUCAACAAAAAAUCGGAUGAACAGAUCACACUUACAGCACGCGUCUUCUCGUGUCUAUUCCGUUGCAGUAAACUGCCAUCAAAAACGCUUUGAAUGAAAGCAAAAGUCAAUCCAGUAUCAAUUUUCUGUACAAGGUAAUGUGAUAAUGUGACAAGAGCACGAGUAUCUUUCUCGUGAUGAUUGAUUCAUGGUAUGUUUGCAAGUACGAUACUUGCUCGUACUCUAUGCAGUGAUGGCCGUUGCUUUCUUGUUCUUGCCAAAGAAUGGGUGCUUUUGCACAAAAAGUAGGACAACCGUUUGGUAAAAAUCGGCCAAGGCAUCCUCGACGCAAUCGAUGCAUCAAUCGCAAAGCCUUGACACGAAACGGACAACAAAAGCAAGAAGCUGACUGUUCAGAUACAACAACGACCUCGUCGAACCGAUCCAUCCAACAAGCGAUCGUAACAGCAAUCCGCAUCGAUUCGGCAGAAGAAUGGUAACCAAACGAACCGUGUACGCGGGGACCUGCUUCCGGGACAACGAACUGGUGUGCGGAGUGGUCCAGGAACAAGACUUUUGCGACGACGGAACGUGGGCUCCCCCGCACGUCGUUGCGGACAUGGGCCACCCGAACCGGAUCUGCGCGUACUACCCCGACCGGAUGGUGAUCGGCCGCUGCGACGGCGGGCCGGGCGGGAGCGGCGGCUGGUGUUCCAACCUGGCCUCGAGGUGCGGAGAUCCAGAAUCCUUCGUGGCCCGCGAUCCGACCUGCCGCGUCACGCACGACGAGCGGUCGGGGGUCCCGACCACCUACGGCAGGUGCGGGGAAACCCGCUGCGUGUGGUCUCCCGAGGAUUGCUCCGAAGGGGAAGACUAUACCCCCAACGACACCGGCUGCACGGCCGACAGGGUCGAGCUGGGGGCGUGCCUGGACGGCUUCGGGUACUGCACCGUCUCCCCGAAGACCUGCGCCAACGUGGACGGCAGCAACACGACGGAACCCUAUUACACCCACGAGGAGUUCCUCGACAAAUUCGAUACGAACUGCUACCUGGGAGACGUCCCGAAAGCGCCCCCGCCGGUGGCUCCGGCGGCGCCUCCCCCCGGCCCUGCUGCCCCGGCAACUCCGAGCAGCAACAGCAACAGCAACACCCAUGUGGCAGCCCUGCAACCGCCGCUUUCUCGGAACGCGGUGGUGGGCAUCGUCGUCGGAAUCGCCCUGGUGAUUGGAGUGGUGCUGGGAUACUGGGCAGCGAGGCACCGUCGGUUAAGAGCUUGCCGGGACCCGCCCCCGGACCCCUACGGCGGACGGGAAGGGGAGACGCCGAAGGAUCCCCCUCCCGCAACGAUUGCGGUGGGUGGCACGGAACACGGCGUCGACGAUUGCGAGGAUCUGUCCGUGUGCUAGCAACGCACGCAGGCACGCAAUGCGUACGCAAUACAAUACGUACGUACUGCAGGAAACGCAACUGUUUGGCGUGCAUCCAUUCCGGCACGGGAAGACAAAGGCAUCAACCUUGUUUGAUGGACAAUUGUGUUUGCAGCCAGGCCGUACCGAAAGAGAGAUAGUGUCCUGCCGGCCACCAUGAUUCUAGUUUCGGAAAAGAGGGAAUCCUUCUUGCAACCUGUAAGGAUCGGUAUUUCCCGCCGUGUUUCUACGGAUCCGAACUGCCCUAGAAGUGGCAGGGUGUUGCAAAGAAACUAACAUUCGAUAG
This is a messenger RNA of Pseudo-nitzschia multistriata, 1776 nucleotides long. NCBI's taxonomy places the organism in Eukaryota, Bacillariophyta, Bacillariophyceae, Bacillariales, Bacillariaceae. The record is from the annotation of a GenBank genome assembly.